Molecule: messenger RNA, 339 nt
Organism: Solanum stenotomum
Lineage: Eukaryota; Viridiplantae; Streptophyta; Magnoliopsida; Solanales; Solanaceae
Exons: 1
Coding region: 1-339 (112 amino acids)
Source: RefSeq, a predicted model, not a curated record
AUGUCAGACUUUUUUGAUAAUGAUUCCGAUCCUGAUAUCUUUUUAGGUGAUGAUUCCGAUCCCGAUGAAAAAGAAAAAGACUAUGGUGAUACGCCGUCUAGUUCUAGCUCAGAGGAAAAUGUUAAGGAUGAUGAUUUGAAUGAUGACAGUGCAUUUCCUAUUAAUUACUCUCAUACUAAUAAUAUUGAUGAAGUUACCGAAGAAGAAGAAUACGAAGAAGAAGAAGUUGAACAUGAAGAGGAGAAGGAGAACAAGGAAGAGGAAACCAAGGAAGAAGAUGAUGGUUAUGAGGCCGAUGAGAAUGACGAGGCCGACAAUGAGGAUGGAAAAGAUGAUUAG